Molecule: messenger RNA, 1332 nt
Organism: Eimeria mitis
Lineage: Eukaryota; Apicomplexa; Conoidasida; Eucoccidiorida; Eimeriidae
Exons: 1
Coding region: 1-1332 (443 amino acids)
Source: RefSeq, a predicted model, not a curated record
AUGACCGCGCCCUCCCUCACACUAGAUUGCCCCUCUGGGGCCUGGGGCCGAACAGCAACAGCACCAGCAACAGCAGCUGAGCCUGCAGCUGCUGGAGCACCAGCAGGAGAAGCAGCAACACGCGCUGAAACAGCAGCAUUCUCAGUGAAAUCCGUGCGGGGACGUCGAGGAGCCCGACGGACCAGGCUGCCCCUUCUCCUUCCUGUUUUUAUAUUAUUUUUCUUAAGGAGCUGGUCACACGUUGCGGCGGAAACACCCCCAGAAAAUCCUUCAUCUGAAGAUGACAGUGAAGAAUCAAGUGGCGAUCAGAACAACAAUAACUCUACGGCACAACCAACACAACCGGGACAGCAGCCAGGUGGUGGCGUUCCUGUUCCUAGCGUGUUUCAGGUUGCUGCAGAUGAUAUUCCCCCACAGUUACGUUUUCCUCAUCCUAUACGUUCAUCAGCUUCAUCAGCUUCCUCAAUGGGUCACCGCAGCAUCUCGCUUCCUGUACAACGUGAUCACCGGCUAUCCGGUGCAGGUGCAGGUCCCGUCCCAACAGGUGCUGUUGUGGUCUCGGAGAUGUUAGAGCCGAAUGCGUUUGGCCGUGUUGGUGCUUCUUUCGGCAAAGUAUUGGUUCUUACAGAUGUAGAUGAUACUCUAUGGUGCUCGGGAUCUAUGGCUGCUUUUGGUAAACAUAUUGGUGGUAUUGACAGUGAGUUUGCUCGUGGGCUCCCCUAUCCUGCAAUAGGUACUUUGCUCUUUAUGCUUGCAUUGGGGCCUCAUACAUGUACCCCCAACGGCUUGCGUAUUCCUAUAGAGCAUUGCCCUGUACCCCUUCACUCUCCGCAGACGGAGAACUGCCCAUACGACGUGCAGCAGUUCUCACCCCAGUAUGUUUUGCCUCGACAAGCUGGCGUUCUUUCAGCGAGGGUUUCUACUUCUCUCUUUGCCCAGUUGACGCGCCCCCCUUCCUUUUUCAAGGAUAUAGAUGCAAUAUUCACAAGCGGUGUGCGGCAGCUGUACGGUGCAAGCGCCCCGCGCUGGCCUUUGGGUUAUCAGAACCAGAUUAAGUUUGCCCAAGUUCUUGCUUCACAGCAUUCACGAGGAGAGGCCAAGGUGCGGGGGUUUACAGAGGCAUUGAGCAGUGGAGGGCCCGCAGUUGUAUUGGGGGAUACGGGGGAGAAAGACCCAGAAGCUGCAGCGGGAAUGGCUCUCAAGUACCCUGAAGGUGUUGUAGCCGCGCUGUUGCACUCCGUAUUCCUCGACAGACAAAAAGAAAUAGAUGCGGGGACGGGGAAAACAAGAAAAGAUAUGCCCAAACACAUGAUUCCCUUUGUUAUGCGGUAA